AUGGCUGACCGCUCGCCAGCGGGCAAGGAGUUGGCGGUUCCACCUCGCGGCGACCCAGACCGGAGGCGAGUACUCGGCGUUCUAGCACAACGGAGAUAUCGCGAUCGCAAGAAACUAUCGCGAACGGCAAGGCGAGACUUCCCAAGUGUCACUGGCGCAUCUGCGCAGCAAGUUCAUCUAGAGACACCCAGAGGUGGCGGCGACGCUCCACUUGCAAGUGACAGCCUUCAAGCACGCACCUCCGUAUCCGGCGAUGCCCGUAACGUAGAUGAAUUGUCGUUGACUUGGACUGCCGGAGAAGAUGGCCUAAGCUCUGAUAUGAUGUUCGAUAGCGCUCUCUCAGGAGAGCUGCAGGACCUACUAACAGAGACUUUUGAAUUUCCCGACGACAGAACCCUUGAAGUACCUGCUCUCAAAGUCAUGCGAGCCGCCGUCGAUGUGGCCACGAGACUCAACUGCCUACCAUUACUGUGGAAUCCAGCUUCAAUCCACAUCGUUGGCCCUACAGCUCCGUCGUCCUUUCCUCUACCCCAGCACUUCUUUCCCGUAUCUGCGCAGCUCACAAUCCCUCACCAUCCGCUGUUCGACAUAUUACCCUGGCCGACUGUCCGGACAAAGUUCAUCAAUGCUUUUGCGUUGCCAUCCGAGUUACGACCACCAUCUGCGAGAGACCCUCUUGCCCUUAUGCAUCUAGUGUACGAUAUGGAUGAUGAGAGGGAGGGAUGUCGGAUUUCCGGCUGUGAUGGGAUGGACGUGGCGGGUUGGGAAAUUGGGCAAAGGGUGUUUGAUAACUGGUGGUGGGCUUUGGAUCGUGAUGUACUUGCGCAGUCUAACCGUCAGUCUUAUCCCGCAUUCGACCCCACUAAAGAUUUGUAUCUAACCGUUGUUCAAGAAGGGGACCAACUUCUCAAUACGCCUCAGCCAUUGGACAAUAAUAUGUUAGCGCCAAGGGCUACCCUCGGCAAGGCUUGUGCCGUUACUAUGGCCGCCCUCCGCGCUGGAGUCGGGCUCAGCGCGGUCUUGGCUCCUACCCUGCUGAGUCGCGUCUCCGGUCUACCUACGCCCCUUAACACGGCAUCCACACUUGUGAUGCGGCUUUUCGGAAUUCGUGACGCCUUACUCGCAGCUGCACUAUGGGUUACUAUGAGAGACGAGUCCAAGAGCUUAUCCGUGUCUGCUCUAGGGGAAACGAGACGUAGCGUCAGGAGGGUACUUUCGGGAGGCGUUGUGGUCGACCUGGUAGAUGCCGUUAGCGUUUUUGCGACUGUGGCAGGCCAUGGAAGGUUGACGCCUCAGGCGGUCGGUGUCUUUGGUGGCGGCGCGGUGUUGUUCAUGGGCUUAGGAGCGGCUGGACUUAAUGCGUAUAGGGUGUGA
Messenger RNA from Penicillium riverlandense, 1374 nucleotides. RefSeq lists its product as uncharacterized. Bases 1 to 1374 code for a protein of 457 amino acids. The record is from RefSeq and is a predicted model, not a curated record. NCBI's taxonomy places the organism in Eukaryota, Fungi, Ascomycota, Eurotiomycetes, Eurotiales, Aspergillaceae. The transcript is spliced from 4 exons.